Messenger RNA from Pieris macdunnoughi, 495 nucleotides. NCBI's taxonomy places the organism in Eukaryota, Metazoa, Arthropoda, Insecta, Lepidoptera, Pieridae. The record is from the annotation of a GenBank genome assembly.
AUGAGACCGAGACCAGGUACAGAGACAACAAACCACGACGGAUGUCUUGGUGCCUUCUGCAUGUUCUAUCUACCACGAGAGGGUCCGAGAAUAACUGGGAAUGAGCAAGAAAAUAGAGUAGGAGAUUCUCUCUUCCUAAACUGCACCUCUGGGCGAUCGUACCCUGGUGCGGUGCUCAGUUGGGAUAUUGAUGGUGAAAAGGUGACUGACCCAAAUCUUUUGGUCCAAUACCCACCAAUCCAGCACGCGCAUGGGUUGGUUUCAACAGCCUUGGGCUUGCUGGUGCCAACGGGGAAAACCAUGCAAGUCAAAUGCACGGCCAGAGUGGCUCCUGCUUGGCGGGAAGGCAGUGAAGCCGUGGUUGGUAAUAGCCAAGUAGCGGAUAGUAAAGAGGCCAUGUUAUUAGUGCGAAGUUCAGCCGUGGCGCCUACAUUAAGUAUAACAUUGUUAACACUUUCUCUUCUUCAAAUCCUCUUAACACAAUCAGAGACGUGA